GCUAUGCUUAUCCUCGGUUCCAAGAAUUAGCCACUCGAGAGUCAACUCAGCUGGGGAAGAAUUCAUCAAAUUCUGAUUCAGCUGCUCGAUUGAACCUUCCCAUCCGUCCAAAGACUGAAACUUGCAAAGCUGCUGAAAAUGUCCUCCACUUCCGCGCUACUUAUACUAUCUCUUCCCUUAAAACUCUGCAAUGGAAGUAGUAAUCAUGAUUCAUCUAAACACCUACCUCUCCCUUUUUCCGGUGAUCAUAUUCGCAGUCUUGCUGGUUCUUAUACUCUUCGCCAAUUGAACCAACUUCCCAGUUCGCUCAGUUUCAGGGCCCCUUCAGCUUCAAGCCCUGUUCACCGUUCACGGCGACGUUGCAUCUGCUUUUACUCCGGUAAAGAAUCAGAGCAGAAAGGAGAUGGAUUGGACUCGCCAAUACUAAGGCGGUGGGAUGUGCCUUGGAAAUGGCAGACAGUUUCUUUGACCUCACUGGCUUGCGGAUUGAGUUUUGUUUUGACAGGACUAAUUGAAACAGCAGCAAUACCAUAUUUGGGAGUCCAAAUCAGAGAAUUGAGUUUAGAUGAGAAGGCAGAAAUAUUGUUCCUUGACCAAGCCAUUACCACUGCAGCUGUGCUUGCAGUGCUUUAUGGAAUUACCAGCUCAUUUGGACCACUUCCCGAGGAUGUAUUUCGUUAUGAUAUUAGAGAACCUUUCAAUCUUCAGAAAGGGUGGAUAGUAUGGGCGGGUAUUGGUCUUGUUGGAGCUCUAGCUGCCAUUGCACUAACGGGUGUUGCAGUAUCCUUCUUUAGUGGUGAGACCCCACAAAGAGAGACCGACGCUCUUGUUCGCUUGCUUCCGUUGAUUGGAUCCUCAAGUAUCAGCACUGCUUGCCUUGUGGGAAUCACCGGUAUCCUUGCUCCACUUCUUGAGGAGACUGUUUUUAGAGGGUUUUUCAUGGUGGCUCUGACCAAAUGGUUGCCUACACCACUUUCCAUCGUUGUUAGUGCUGCUGUAUUUGCAAUUGCACAUCUCACCCCUGGAGAAUUUCCUCAGCUGUUUGUACUUGGUAUUGCUUUGGGAUUAUCUUAUGCUCAAACACGCAACCUUCUAACACCUAUAACAAUUCAUGCUCUUUGGAACUCUGGAGUUAUCUUACUGCUCACCUUCCUUGAGCUUCAAGGAUAUGACAUCAGAGAGAUGAUACAAGCAUCUUGAUGAUUCAGUUAUUCUGUCAACAACGAGAUAGUAUGUGCAAGUUGGAAAAGGCAGUUUUUGUUAUUUGACAUGAUUACUUGUAAUUGUUUGUACGAUCACAGGAAAUGAUCAUUGAAAGCCUAGGCAUGAAUGUAAAGUUGAUUAUUGUGCCAUAAGCAGUCUAUAGCUAUUAUGUAUUCAAAGAAUUGCUCAAGCAGAUCUUUUGUUACUUCUAAACUUUUGAUGUUUUGUUUGUAAAGAAAGGUAUUCUCUUUAAAAA
Messenger RNA from Coffea eugenioides, 1459 nucleotides. RefSeq lists its product as uncharacterized. Gene Ontology annotation, cellular component: membrane. The record is from RefSeq and is a predicted model, not a curated record. Gene Ontology annotation, molecular function: metalloendopeptidase activity. Lineage: Eukaryota; Viridiplantae; Streptophyta; Magnoliopsida; Gentianales; Rubiaceae. Gene Ontology annotation, biological process: CAAX-box protein processing. Bases 139 to 1200 code for a protein of 353 amino acids. The transcript has 10 exons.